AUGGCUCUGAAAAGCAUAAACUUAAGUGGGAACUUCAACUGGUGCCCCUUUGAAGAAUACAAGAAUUACUUGAUUUGUUUUAAUUCACACAAUUUACUGUACUCAAAUAAUAACAAUUUAAACAAUUAUGUGUAUCUAUUAGAUAUUAAUCUGAACAAUGAUAUACGUAACCUAGAAAUUGUAAGUAAGUUAAAUUUUGAAGAAGCAUUAAAGAAUGAACAAAGUGGCAAAAAGAAAAAUACAAACGAAUAUGUAACAUGUUUCGAAUGGAUAAACUGCCAUAAUUUUGUGGAAACGGAAAAUGAAGAUGAAUUAAAUAAAGGAAUAAUUGUUGGUGGUUUAACAAAUGGUGAUAUAAUUUUAUUAAAUGCUCAGAAUUUAUUUGAUGAAAAAGCAAGUUAUGAAAAUUUUAUAUUAAGUAAAGUAAAUGUGCAUGAAGAUUCUAUAAACUGUUUAGAAUUUAAUAAACAUAAAAAUCAUUUAAUAGCAACAGGUGGAAAUGAUGGACAGUUGUUCAUAACAGAUAUUGAAAAUAUAUGUUCUCCAACAUCAUAUGAUCCAUAUUUAGAAAAGAAUAAUUUACAAAAAAUUACCUGUCUUAAUUGGAAUCAAAAAGUAUCUCAUAUCUUAGCUACUUCAUCAAAUAAUGGAAAUACAAUCAUUUGGGAUUUGAAAAUAAAAAAAUCAGCUGUCAGUUUUAGGGAUCCUCACAAUAGAACAAGAACUUCUUCUCUCGCAUGGCUAGCUAAUCAACCAACGCAAAUUUUAGUUUCCUAUGAUGAUGAUAAAAGUCCAUGCUUACAACUCUGGGAUUUGAGAAAUUCAAAUUAUCCAAUCAAAGAAAUAAUUGGACAUUCAAAAGGGAUCAAUAAUAUUUCAUUCAGUAAUUUGGAUACAAAUUUGUUACUCUCAUCAGGAAAAGACAUAACCAAAUGUUGGUUUUUCAGUAACAAUAACUUUGAUGUUUAUAAUGAAGUUAACAAUUCUGCUAAUAAUAUAUACUCCAAAUGGUCCCCAUUCAUCCCUGACAUUUUUGCAUCUGCUACCAAUAUGGAUACAAUACAAAUAAACUCCAUAAACAAUGGGAUCAAGAUGACAACCAAGUAUAUCCCAAGCUUUUAUAAAAAGGAUUCAGGAAUCUCUUUUGGAUUUGGAGGGAAAAUAUGCUACUUUGAUAACACCACAGUUGGUACAAACACAGGAAGAAACAGUGUUACCAGUAAUGAAAUAAAUAAACAGAAUGUCGUAGGGAAAGAAGAAAAUUACUCUACUCCCACCACAACUGUACAUGGAAAUGAUGUAAAUACAAUGAGAUCAAACAGUGGAAACAUGGAAAAUAAAUUCUUAAUAAAAUGUCAUACAUACUCUACUGAAAUGGAACUUAUAUCAGAAGCUGACAAUUUUGAAAAAUACAUAACGAAUGGUAAUUAUUUUGAAUUUUGUGAAAAUAAAAUUGCUAAAACUGAAGAUGAUCAUGAAAAGUUGACUUGGAGAAUUUUACAACUAUUAUGUACAUCACAAAAGUCAGAAAUUGUGAAAUAUUUGGGAUAUGACAUGAAUAAUAUUUUACAGAAAAUUUCAAACGACACAGGAAAACAACCUGGUUUUAUUUUUAAUCAAUUUAUAGAGGAAGAAAAAGAGAAUAUCAUCACAACCAAUGAUUCAGGAAAUAUGUUAGGUGCAAAUAUACUUUGUGACGUAAGGAGUUAUGAACAUAUGAACAAUGGGUUCAUGAAUGGUGCACAAAUUGCUGACACUAAUAUGGUCACAGCUUCUGGGCCAGGAGGAGGAGGUAUUUCUCUCCAGAUUGGAGAACAUAAUUGUCAAAGUUUCAACACUGCUUUCGAUGUUGAUCCUGAGAAGUUUUUUCGAGAAUUAGGUGAAAAGAAAGAAAAUGAAGAAAUUACAAAUGAAGAUGGGAAGAAACAACAGAAAGGCGAAAAGGAUUCAAAGGAUAACAAAAGUGGAACCGAUUCGAAAGAUGCCAAAAGUGGAACCGAUUCGAAAGAUGCCAAAAGUGGAACCGAUUCGAAAGAUGCAAAAAAUGGAACCGAUUCUACAUCGAAAGGGAAAGAAAAAGGUAAGAAAAAAGGAAAAGAAAAAGGAAAGAAAAAGGGAAAAGGAGGAAAUGAUGAGGGAGAUGAUGAAGAAGAUGAAGAGGAUGGAGGAGACGGUAAAAACGGACUUUGCAAUGUUAAAGAGAAAGAUGAUCAAACAUUAAUGAGUAAUGAAAAUAAUCAAAAUAAUGACAACAUAAAUUGGGAUUAUGGAAUUGAAUCUAUCAUUAAAGAGUGCGUUUUGGUAGGAAAUAUUGAAACAGCUGUAGAAUUAUGUCUUCACAAAAACCGAAUGGCAGAUGCACUUUUCUUAUCCUCUUUUGGUGGUGAACAAUUAUGGCACAAAACCAAAACUAUAUAUAUCAAGAAGCAAAAUAACAGCUUCAUAAGAAACAUAAAUUAUAUUUUAGAUGACAAGUUGGAUCUUUUGGUAAAGCAGAUUGAUUUAUCUCACUGGGGAGAAGCACUUUCGAUUUUAUGCACAUAUGGAAUUAAUAAUGAUAAUUUUAAUAUCCUGUGUGAAACAUUGGCAAAGAGAUUACAAAAUGAAAAAUUCGACAUUAGAGCUGCAUCUAUUUGUUAUUUAUGUGCAUCUAAUUUUGACCAAACUGUAGAAAUAUGGAGUGAUAUGCCAUCUACCAAAAAUUCUUUACUAAGUGUUCUCCAAGACUUGGUUGAAAAAAUGACAGUCCUUAAAAUGGCUGUAAAAUAUGAUAUGUGUAAUUUAAUUAUGAACAAAAAAAUAAAUCAAUAUGCAGAAUUAUUAGCUAAUUCUGGUAGACUCAAAGCUGCAAUGACAUUUCUAUGUCUAAUUCAAGAUGACCAAACAGAAGAAAGUUUAAUUUUGAGAGAUCGAAUUUUUAAUAGUGCAACUCAUGUUUUAUCACAUCAAGUGAAACCUCCUGCAUCUCCAUUUCAAGUUUUCCAUGUAAAGUCAGCAGGAAUAAUGUUACAUCAGAAUUAUCAAUCUUAUAAUAAAAAUGCACAAUUUAAACCUAAUCCAAUGUCUAGUAAUAUAAACACAAACCAAUCAAAAUUAUAUACACCCAAUAAAAGUACCUCAUCUAUGAUCAUUCCACCACCCAUGCCAAUGCAACAACAGUUACCAAUACAACCUCCCAAUUCAACACAUCUUGGUUAUGCCUCUAUCUCGUCAAACAAACUCAACACACAAGGUGGUAUAUCUAGUCCCCCUUUACCUAAUCGUGCAUCAUUUACAAGCACAUCUAACAAGAAUUUUCCCAUGAGUAAUAAUACAAAUGCAAUCAAGCCUCCAUCUAUGAGUACUAUUUCAUCCUCAUAUAUGCCUCCUCCUCCUCCAGCACCUGCUACUGGAACGAGCACGUGUCCUAUUGGUACAUCUUCAUCCAUGUAUUCCUCUAUGUCGAAUUUUGUAAGCCUUGGCCCAUCCCAGGGUAUCAAAUUGGAACAAGGUUGUCAGAAGCAGACUACAACAGGAGGAGGAGGAGUAGGGCCACCACCACUAGCACCACAAGCCGGAUCGGGAGUAGGAGCAGGUCCUAUGUUUUCAUCUCAGUCUUAUGCUAACUUGAGAAAAUUACAACCAGGAGGUAAUAAUAACUCAAUUAAUGAAACCUCACCACCACCAUCUGGGCCAAAUCAAAUAAAUAACAGAGCCAGUUUUCCAAACAUUCAGAAUAUUGUUCCACCCCCUAGAAACAGAAAUACAUCCAUACUAUCAAAUGCGAAUAAUAACAUGUCUUUUAAUCCGGAUACUAAUAAUCAGAACUUUUUCAAACGAGAGUGCAUGGAUCAACAAUCUUUUGGAAAUACUGUCACUUUACCUCCUCCUAUGCAAUCCAGGAAUUUAAGUACGUCAUUUCAGGACUCUACUUCCAAGAUUGGCUUCAGUGCACACACCUCUGGACCUCCUUCAACAGGUUCGUUCAUAUAUAAGAAAGCCCCCUCACAUCUGUGUAUCAGCACGACCUCCCCAAUUGCAGGGGCCCUAAGUGUCACUCCUGGAAUGCCAGUCCCCUGGCCAAUUCCCACCACAACGCAGCAGCUUGGAUCCACAACCACCUCAACGGCAAAUGAAAACAAAAAGAUACAAACAGCCACGAAAGAGCAAAAUGGAGUAUUAAUGAGUAGAAGUAACAUUGAAAAUGUGAAAAAGACCAUAAAUGGCUUGUUGCAUGCAUAUAUUGCCCAAGAACCUGUGAAGAAGAAAUCAGAAGAUAUCUCAGUUAAGGUGCAUGAGUUAUUUGAAAAACUAGAUAAUGGAUUAUUUAAUGAACAGAUAAAUGACAGCAUCAUUCAUUUGGUCAACUCACUUAAUGCGAAUGAUUUUAGGACAACGAACAAGAUUAUAGUAGAUCUCAGUAGGAACUUAUGGGAUGGAAGUAACAAGUCAUGGAUCAUGGGACUCAAGUGCAUCAUACCGAAGUGCUAA
Plasmodium gonderi is the source of this 4470-nucleotide messenger RNA. Its product is annotated as protein transport protein SEC31. The transcript has 4 exons. Gene Ontology annotation, cellular component: endoplasmic reticulum exit site; COPII vesicle coat. Gene Ontology annotation, biological process: endoplasmic reticulum organization; endoplasmic reticulum to Golgi vesicle-mediated transport; intracellular protein transport. The coding region runs from base 1 to 4470 and encodes 1489 amino acids. The record is from RefSeq and is a predicted model, not a curated record. Lineage: Eukaryota; Apicomplexa; Aconoidasida; Haemosporida; Plasmodiidae. Gene Ontology annotation, molecular function: protein binding; structural molecule activity.